This is a messenger RNA of Lathyrus oleraceus (garden pea), 1364 nucleotides long. Its product is annotated as vestitone reductase. The coding region runs from base 234 to 1220 and encodes 328 amino acids. The transcript is spliced from 4 exons. NCBI's taxonomy places the organism in Eukaryota, Viridiplantae, Streptophyta, Magnoliopsida, Fabales, Fabaceae. Gene Ontology annotation, molecular function: oxidoreductase activity, acting on the CH-OH group of donors, NAD or NADP as acceptor. The record is from RefSeq and is a predicted model, not a curated record.
CAGUUGCAGCUAUACAAUUAUAUGAAAUUACAAAAAGAUGAAAGAACAUGCGUGAGCAAUUAAGCAGGUGCCGACAUCAUGAAUAAACAUUGCUUGAAUAAAGCGCAAAAGUUGUAUGGACCUCACGUCCCUACAUGACCUGCCAAUAAUAAGUGCAGCCAGUACAUCCAAUAAUAAGAAGUAAUCAAUAUAACAAUAAAGUGUGAAAAAUAUUUUGCAAGAAAAGUGUGAUAAUGGCAGAAGGAAAAGGAAGAGUUUGUGUCACAGGAGGUACAGGUUUUAUUGGUUCAUGGAUUAUUAAGAGACUCCUUGAAGAUGGUUACACUGUUAAUACUACUGUUAGAUCUAGUCCAGGGCAGAAGAAAGAUGUUAGCUUCCUCACAAAUCUUCCAGGAGCAUCUGAAAAGUUAAACAUUUUCAAUGCUGAUCUUAGCAAUCCAGAAAGUUUUAAUGCAGCAAUUGAAGGGUGUGUUGGAAUAUUUCACACUGCCACUCCGGUUGAUUUUGAAGUGAACGAACCGGAAGAAGUAGUGACAAAAAGAACCAUUGAUGGAGCUUUAGGAAUUCUAAGAGCAUGCAAAAAUUCAAAGACAUUGAAGAGAGUUGUUUACACUUCAAGUGGUUCAGCUGUUUCUUUUCAAGAGAGAGAAGAAGAUGUAUUGGAUGAAAGUUAUUGGAGUGAUGUGAAUAUACUAAGAAAUGUGAAGCCAUUUGCUUGGUCAUAUGCAGUUUCUAAGACACUAACUGAGAAAGCUGUUCUUGAAUUUGGAAAAGAACAUGGAUUGGAUGUUGUCACUGUUGUGCCAAAUUUUGUUAUUGGACCCUUCAUUUGCUAUAAGCUUCCUAGCUCAAUUUAUGCUUCAAUGCCUUUCUUAUUUGGUGAUAUUGACAAGCAUCCAUUUAGAAUCUCUCGUCUUCAAAUGGUGCAUGUUGAUGAUGUGGCACAAGCACAUAUAUUCCUACUUGAACAUUCUAAUCCAAAAGGGAGAUAUAAUUGCUCAGCAUUCACUACAACUGUUGAAGAAAUAAUUGACAUUAUUUCUUCAAAGUAUCCUGAAAUUCAAAUUCCAAAAUCCAAAGUGCUUAUGGGAGCUAACGGUCCUACGUUUCCACUCUUAACAUCAAAGAAACUCAUGGAUACUGGAUUUGAGUUCAAGUAUAGUGUUGAGAAAAUGAUUGAGGAUACAAUUGAAUGUUGCAAGGAAAAUGGUUAUCUUUGAACCAUGAAAUUAACUAGAUGAGUGACAAUAAUAAAUAAAUUAUGUGACUAUUUAAUGAUUGAGUUAAUUGCUAUUUGGAUACAUAAAUGUGUAAACUUUAUAAUUCAAGCAAGCAAUAUGAAUGUGAAAUAAGGGUUUCAUAUA